UUUUGAGACGGAGUCUUGCUCCUUCGCCCAGGCUGGAGUGCAGUGGCGUGAUCUCGGCUCACUGCAAGCUCUGCCUCCUGGGUUCAGGCCAUUCUCCUGCCUCAGCCUCCCGAGUAGCUGGGACUACAGGCGCCUACAACCACGCCCAGCUAAUUUUUUGUAUAUUCAGUAGAGACGGGUUUCACCGUGUUAGCCAGGAUGGUCUUGAUCUCCUGACCUCAUGAUCUGCCCGCCUCGGCUUCCCAAAGUGCUGGGAUUACAGACAUAAGCCACUGCGCCCGGCCUACUAUUAUUAUUAUUUAUUGAGACGGAGUCUCACUCUGUUGCCCAGGCUGGAGUGCAGUGGCACAAUCUCGGCUCACUGCAACCUCCACCUCCCGGGUUCAAGUGAUUCUCUGCCUCAGCCUCUCGAGUAGCUGGGAUUACAGGCACCCGCCACCACGCCUGGCUAAUUUUUGUAUUUUCAGCAGAGAUGGAGUUUCACCAUAUUGGUCAGGCUGGUCUCGAACCUCUGACCUCAGAUGAUUUGCCUGUCUCAGCCUCCUGAGUAGCUAGGAUUACAGGUACCCGCCACCAUGCUCAGCUAAUUUUUGUAUUUUUCGUAGAGACAGGGUUUCACCAUGUUGGCCAGGCUGGUCUCGAACUCCUGGCCUCAGGUGAUCUGCCCACCUUGGCCUCCCAAAGUGCUGGGAUUACAGGCAUGAGCCACCGUGCCCGGCCACAGAUAAUUUUUAAAAGCCUAGUCAGACUCCUGAGCACCAGCAAGCUGCUCUCAUCACUGUGUCUUCACUUGCUUAUUCAGUCCCUCUGCACAAAUCCAUGGGUGAGCUCACAAAAAAAGUUUCCUUCAGCUUUAAAAUCUCCAAGGAAUGUUUUUAGCUAUUACCCCACAGCUGCAUUUUCUAUUCCAACCCCCAUAUUCCCUCGAGUUAUGACUUUGUAGCCACACAAGACACUUUGGUUUAACGGAAGCAGAUUGAUCAAGAGAUGAGAUUAUGAAAGGAGGAAGAGACAAGUUUCAGUGAAGAGAGUUCUUUUUGUUUUUUGGUUUUUUUUGCAAAGAGACUGAAAAUAAUGUUAAGAGCCCAAAUCAGGAAGAAAUUUAAGAGAUGAGGAAUGAGGUGAGCUUUAUACAGAAGAAUUAAAAAUAUACAAGUCCUUUCUGUGCUGAUAGCACUCACGUAAAUGGUCGAUGUUCCUAAAACUCGCUGGACUUUCUCUAAGAAAUGUGGCAAGCACCAACCCCACAAAGUGACACAGUACGAGAAGGGCAAGGAUUCUCUGUAUGCCCAGGGAAAGCGGCAUUAUGACAGGAAGCAGAGUGGCUAUGGUGGGCAGACUAAGCCAAUUUUCCGGAAAAAGGCUGAAACCACAAAGAAGACUGUGCUAAGGCUUGAGUGUGCUGAGCCCAACUGCAGAUCUAAGAGAAUGCUGGCUAUUAAAAGAUGCAAGCAUUCUGAACUGGGAGGAGAUAAGAGAAACGGCCAAGUGAUCCAGUUCUAA
This is a messenger RNA of Symphalangus syndactylus (siamang), 1503 nucleotides long. RefSeq names its product large ribosomal subunit protein eL42-like. NCBI's taxonomy places the organism in Eukaryota, Metazoa, Chordata, Mammalia, Primates, Hylobatidae. Gene Ontology annotation, cellular component: ribosome. The record is from RefSeq and is a predicted model, not a curated record. Gene Ontology annotation, molecular function: structural constituent of ribosome. Gene Ontology annotation, biological process: translation.